Molecule: messenger RNA, 2109 nt
Organism: Eufriesea mexicana
Lineage: Eukaryota; Metazoa; Arthropoda; Insecta; Hymenoptera; Apidae
Product: protein-associating with the carboxyl-terminal domain of ezrin
Exons: 6
Coding region: 205-2106 (633 amino acids)
Biological process (GO): protein phosphorylation
Molecular function (GO): ATP binding; protein kinase activity
Source: RefSeq, a predicted model, not a curated record
CACAUAUCUUCAUAAUACACCAAUAAAGGAAAUGGAUAGAAUGAAGUUUCUUAUUGUCUAUUUUAUUUGAUAUGUCUGUCGUAUCAGAAAGACCUGAGAUAGUUGGACAUACUAAUCCGUUGUCGUGAUGUAGUUUAAAGUAUUAUGACAUUCAAGCGAUCGUAAGUUUUAUAAAUUCAUUUUUUCGCAAAAUUAGCAAAAUUAAUGGGUAAUGAAAAAAGUGCCCCUAGUGGGCUAAAAAUUGACGAGAAACCUAUAGAAAUAACAGAUUUUUGGGCACAUUACAUGGCCUGUGUGAAUGGCCACAAUGUACAAAGGAUUUCGGUGUUUAUCAGUGAACCAUCUUUGCAUUAUAGUGCAAAUUUUGGAAAUGCAUCGCCUUUAGAAAAAGCUGCAAAGAAUCUAAUGUUAUAUAGGCAUCCUUGUAUAUUGAAGUAUAUCUCUUCAUGGUCAAAAGGUAGUAAGUUUUUCCUUGCUACUGAACAAGUUAAACCUUUAAUUCAAUCAUUAGAAACCCAAAAUACAUUGCAAAUAUGUAUGGGUUUAUAUAGCAUCUUACGUGCAUUGGUCUUCCUACAUGAAAAAGCAUCCGUGUCUCACAAUAAUCUGUGUGAAAGUUCCAUCUAUGUUACACCAGAGGGAUGUUGGAAACUUGGUGGAUUGGAAUGUCUAUGUAAAUUUAAUGAAUUAACUUCUUCUUAUUUACAAAAAAUAAGGAACUACAGAUAUAAAAAAGCAAUAUCUUGUAAUGAAGAUACGAUUGUUACUUCAACGAGUUUUACAACAAUCGAUGUAUAUGCAUUUGGAAUUUUAGCUGAAGACAUAUUAAAAUUAAAGGAUCCAGGAGAUGUUCCUAGCCUCUUAGAAUUUAAACAGUUUUGCAAAGAAAAUUUACAAAAUUCUGAUCCUUCAUUAAGAAGUGAACUAUCCCAUGUGCUUCAACAUCCAUUCUUUACUCAUGAUUUUAUGAGGAUAUAUGCAUUUUUAGAUGAAUUACCCUUAAAGAAUAGCCAAGAAAAAGAAAUAUUUUUUGGGACUUUAAUAACACAAUUGAGAAUGUUCCCAGAAAAUAUUGUUGCAGAACAAUUAGGUCGUUUAUUACUUUCAAGAAUGGUUUUAUUAGAUACAACAGCUCAAGAACAGCUUUUACCAUUUAUAUUAAAACCAAAAGAUGGAAAUGAUAUUACAAGUAGUAACUUAUUUUCAAUUUCUACAUUCAAAGUCUAUUUAGUGCCCAAACUAUUGCAAAUGUUUUGUAUACGUGAUGUAUCAAUACGUUUGGUACUUCUAUCACAUUUUAAUUCGUUUGUUUAUACAUUUCAAGUAGAUGAGUUAAAAUCUCAAGUUCUUCCAGAAUUACUUGUUGGAAUUAAAGAUACAAACGAUCAUCUGGUGUCAGCAACAUUAAAAGCAUUAGCUGAUAUAGUUCCGAUUCUAGGUGCUGCCACUGUAAUUGGUGGAAAGAGAGGAAAGUUAUUUACUGAUGGACGGCCAAAGAAAUUAAAAGAUAACAAGAAAACUGAAAAUAGUAUAAAUAUUGUCCAAUUCACGGUUCCUACAAAUAGUAUUCAAAAAAUUAUUAAUUUACCGGAAAGACCAUCUCCAGAUGGAGGUGAGGAUAAAAAAGAAAUUGCUUCUUCGAUCAUCGAAGAAGAAUACACGUGGUCUGAUUGGGACAUACAAGAAACUGGAGAUGUGCAUCUUCGAAUUUCACGACCUUCCCAAUCUCAGUCCCCAUCUAAUGACAUUUUAGUUUCUGACUCAACAUUAAGAAUUACUACAAAUACAAUAUUAAAUAUAGAUAAAGAUAAAGCAAGUGAAUCAAAAUUAAUAAAAAAGUCAACUGUUUUAUCUGAUAUUUCAGAGCUUGAUAUUAAAAAUUCAAAAUUGAUUGAUACUCUUAAAGAAGAAUAUGAUUAUUUCACAGACAUGGAACCUGUAAUAAAGAAGACACAAAUUUUACAUGUACAACAAGCACAAAUAUUAUCAAAAAGUGUGUUUGACAUAAAAAUACCAAAUGGAUUAGAAAUAGUUGAAGAAAAUAAUGGCUGGGAUGAAGAUUUAAGUGAUUGGGGGACUGAAGAUAUUCAAGAAGUUAAAACCUGAAAA